This is a messenger RNA of Misgurnus anguillicaudatus (oriental weatherfish), 999 nucleotides long. RefSeq names its product elastase-1. Gene Ontology annotation, molecular function: serine-type endopeptidase activity. Gene Ontology annotation, biological process: proteolysis. The record is from RefSeq and is a predicted model, not a curated record. NCBI's taxonomy places the organism in Eukaryota, Metazoa, Chordata, Actinopteri, Cypriniformes, Cobitidae.
ACACACCUGUGAGGAUCAAACAUCUCGGUACGGCGCUGUGACGUCUGCACGAAUAUAUAAAGAUCAGAUGAAGCGUACAGAAUUCAGUGAAUCCACUAGAAACAUGCUGAGGUUCAUGCUGUUGAGUGUGCUGGCUGCUCUGGCUUUGGCCGAGCCCAGAUAUAUUGAGGAUACCUACGAACAGAGGGUUGUGGGAGGAGAGGUGGCUAAACCCAACUCCUGGCCCUGGCAGAUCUCUCUACAGUAUCUGUCCGGUGGAAGUUACCAUCACACCUGUGGUGGUACUUUGAUCAGACAGAAAUGGGUGAUGACCGCUGCCCACUGCGUGGACACACAGAGAACUUGGCGUGUUGUUCUGGGCGAACACAACCUCAACACACAGGAGGGUCGCGAGCAGUUCAUGACCGUCAGUCAGGUCUACAUCCACCCCAACUGGAACAGCAACAGUGUGGCCUCUGGAUAUGACAUCGCUCUCCUGCGUCUGACCAAUGAUGCCACCCUCAACUCAUACGUUAAGCUGGCUUCUCUGCCCCCAUCCGGACAAACUCUGCCCCACAACAACCCCUGUUACAUCACCGGCUGGGGCCGCACAUCGACUGGUGGUUCCCUCUCUGCUCAGCUCAAACAGGCCUAUCUCCCCCUGGUGGAUCAUCAGACCUGUAGCAGCAGUGGCUGGUGGGGCAGCACUGUGAAGAACACCAUGGUUUGUGCUGGAGGUGGAAGAGACUCUGGAUGCAAUGGCGACUCUGGUGGUCCUCUGAACUGUCAGGUUAAUGGAGCUUAUUACGUCCACGGUGUGACCAGCUUUGUCUCCUCAUUGGGCUGUAACACCAACCAGAAACCAACAGUCUUCACUCGUGUGUCUGCUUACAUCAGCUGGAUUCAGGGUAUCAUUGGAUAAAUUGGAUGACGUCAAAGACAUACAUCCUGCAUUAUACCCACAAUUCCCUACUGCCUCAUUUAUGAGAUGAAACACAAUAAACUUUGCUGUACAUCUUA